Messenger RNA from Helobdella robusta, 1749 nucleotides. RefSeq lists its product as hypothetical. The transcript is spliced from 16 exons. The annotation marks the transcript as partial. The record is from RefSeq and is a predicted model, not a curated record. Gene Ontology annotation, cellular component: nucleolus; chromosome. Lineage: Eukaryota; Metazoa; Annelida; Clitellata; Rhynchobdellida; Glossiphoniidae. Gene Ontology annotation, biological process: DNA topological change; DNA replication; chromosome segregation. Gene Ontology annotation, molecular function: DNA topoisomerase type I (single strand cut, ATP-independent) activity; DNA binding.
AAGAAGGGGAAGAAGAGUAAGGAGCAGGAGGCCAAGGAGGAGGAGACAAAAUGGAAAUGGUGGGAGGAAGAGAAGAAGGAUGAAGGAGUGAAGUGGAAAACUCUGGAGCACAAGGGCCCACUUUUCGCCCCUCUGUACGAGCGUCUGCCGACGUCUGUUCACUUUUACUACGACGGUCGGCACGUGGUCCUGAGUGACGGGGCCGAGGAGGUUGCAGGCUUCUACGCUCGCAUGCUCGACCACGACUACACCACCAGAGACCUCUUCAAUAAGAACUAUUUCAGGGACUGGAGGAAGGUAAUGACGGCCGAGGAGCGACACCUGAUUACAGACCUGAAGAAGUGCAACUUCAAGGAGAUGUUCGAGUACUUCAAGCUGAAGUCCGAGGAGAGGAAGAACAUGUCUAAAGAGGAGAAGCAGGCUAUUAAAAAAGAAAAUGAAAAGAUACAGAGUGAAUAUGGAUUUUGCAUCGUUGACGGACACAAACAGAAGAUUGGUAACUUCCGAAUUGAGCCCCCUGGUUUGUUCCGGGGCAGAGGUGAACACCCCAAGCAGGGGAUGCUGAAGAAGAGGGUGCAACCCGAAGAUGUUACCAUCAAUUGUAGCAAGGGUCCCAACGUUCCAAAACCACCAGCCGGACACAAGUGGAAGGAAGUCAGGCAUGAUAAUACGGUAACGUGGCUAGCCAGUUGGUCGGAGAACAUUCAGGGUUCGAUAAAGUACGUGAUGUUGAACGCCGCCUCGCGCCUGAAGGGCGAGAAGGAUUGGAUGAAGUACGAGACAGCCAGGAAGCUGCACAAGUGCAUCGACAAGAUCAGGGCCAACUACAGGGAGGACUGGAAGUCGAAGGAGAUGAGAAUUAGGCAGCGGGCCGUGGCACUCUAUUUUAUUGAUAAGCUUGCCCUGAGAGCAGGGAAUGAGAAAGACGAGGAUACAGCUGAUACUGUUGGCUGUUGCUCGCUGAGGUACGAGCACGUCAAACUGCACGAGACACUCGAGGGCAAGGAGUGCGUCGUCGAGCUCGAUUUUCUAGGAAAAGAUUCCAUCAGAUACACAAACACAGUAGCAGUCGAGAAGAGGGUGUUUAAGAAUCUUCAACUGUUCAUGGAGAACAAGCAGGCUGGAGAUGAUCUCUUUGAUAGGCUAAAUGUAAGCUUGACGACCAUCUUGAACAAACACCUGCAAAGUUUGAUGGAUGGAUUGUCAGCAAAAGUCUUCAGGACAUACAAUGCGUCCCGGACGCUUCAGGAACAGCUGGAUCUCCUGACAGUCGAAGACGAUCCUCUGCCGGCGAAGAUCCUCGCCUACAACAGAGCCAACAGGCAGGUGGCCAUCCUUUGCAACCAUCAGCGGGCCGCUCCCAAGAACUUCGACAAGCAGAUGGAGAAUCUGCAGGGCAAGAUUGAUGCGAAGAAGGCUCUGGUGCGAGCCGCCAAGAAGGAGUUGAAGGAUGCCAAGUCUGAUUUCAAGGCUAAAAAAUCCGAAUCUGCUAGAACGGCAAUGAAUAAAAAGAAGAAGGCUUACGACAGACUGAAUGAACAACUGGCCAAACUGGAGAUGCAGUUGACUGAUAAGGAUGAGAACAAGGAAAUAGCCUUGGGGACAUCUAAGUUGAAUUAUCUGGAUCCUAGGAUCAGUAUUGCGUGGUGUAAGAAGUGGGGAGUGCCGAUCGAGAAGAUCUACAACAAAACUCAGAGGGAAAAGUUCGCCUGGGCCAUCGACAUGGCAGAGGCGGAUUACCAUUUCUGA